AUGAAGAAUACAAUUGAAUAUUCAAAAUCUUACAAAUCAUCUUACACAUUCGAUGAAACUCGAGAAGUACCCAUAUCACAUUAUGUGUGCCAAUGGUGGAUCAUACAAUUUCAAGGCGUUCAAAAUGAUAAUCAAAUUAAUACAUCUAUUUCAUUUAAGAAAAAACAUCGUGAUCAAAUCCGAUACAAGAAUUCGGCAUCGCCUUUUCGCCGAUCAGGUUUAUGGAUGACUAUGAAAGUUGUUUUUCAAAGUAUUUUCACAAAACGUUUGGGAAAGAUUGGUACUAUCGUUUAUAAAUUAUUUAUUACUGACUUUUUAACUUAUUUUAUUUCUACAAGACAAAAAUUAAUAAGAUCUCGCAUAUCGGUUGAUCUUCUUAUGCAUUGUCUUCGAAAGAUUGUACGACGAUUGAAUAAAAUUGAUGAUUUGUUAUCAACAAUUGAUUCAAACAAUAUAACUCCAUGGAUGAAAAAUAUCAGAGAAGAAAUCAAACAUAAAAUUGAUCGUAUUACUCUUAAUUUAGAUUGGCAAAAGUCCAUUGAGAAAAAUCAAAAAGAAAAUAUAACAAAACUUCAAUUGAAUCCAAAUCAAAAAGAAAUCUUUCAACAUUCUUGUCAAAAAUUAAAAGCUUAUCUUAAUAAAAAACAUUCCAGUACUUCAAACAAACAAUUCUAUGAUAGUUAUGAUUAUAAUCAUUGGUCAUUAACUAGUGUUGCUCAUGAAGACGAUGGAUUACCUCGAGUUUCAGUCUUAACAAAUCACAAUGAUGAUGCUAUGGGCAUAGCAUUGAUACGUAUUGAAAUUUGGGUGCAAUCGUGCUUAGAGCAAUGGAUCAAUCGCUCAUUACUAUUGGAAAAUGGAUACAAAUGUUUUGAAAAUUUGCAAUCCUUUUAUGAAGAUUAUCAACAUGAAGCUUUGGAUUUUUAUUAUUCUGGGAACAAAUCAACAGAUCCAAUGGGUUAUAGUCGAUUUAUUCUAACAUCAUUAACAAUAAUUCGUUUGAUGCACAUAAAACUAUGUGAAGAUAUUCGAUUCGAACGACUGAAAUCACAUGCCAUUGAAAUUCCUCAUCUUAUGGAUCUAUUUGAAUUUUUAAUCUUACCCAAUCGAGACGAUAUGAUUCGAGCUCGAGAUUUGUAUGAUUAUUUUCUAGAAUUUAAUGAUAAAUCAUAUCCCGACCUUUUAAGUAAUAUUGACUUGCAAAAUGCUUUUGGUGUUCAUUUUGCUGAACAAUCAGUAGAAAUCAAUGAAAAUCUGAAAAAGAUUCAAGAACAAAUUGAACACGAUAAGAAAGAUAAAAUUCAAGAAAUAAAUAAUGCAAAAGAAAAAUAUGAAGAACUGAUGAAAAAAGUCAAUGAUCUUAAGUGUGAAUGUGAAAAGGAUACUUUUUACCGAAAAUGUGAUCGAUGUAGUAUGAUAAAAGAAGCAAAUAAUAUCAAAGUAGAUAUUUACGAAUGUCCAAUACCGUCCGAACGAAGAAGUGCUUUGGCCGUUAUGUUUGAAUUACAAAUGCCAAAUGAAAUUCGAUGUUAUCGAGAUAUACUUUGGCAAUUUGUUAAUCGUCCUACAUCAAAUCCUUCUAAUAAUAUGUAUGAAUGGUUAAGUACUCGUCCUCAUCAAAACAAACUGAGACAAUACUUCAAAGGUUCGCGUAGCUGUAAAGUAAAAUUGGUAUCUGAAACUAAGUCGAUAUCAGAAAGUCAUUAUUCAGCUCCACGACAUGUCAUGUCAACAUCUAUGGAAGAAUAUUUUUACGAUAAUGGCCUGCAAGUUCAAAUAUCUCCAACUAGAAUAAUCAAUUUUCAAGAUGAAUGUCAAACAUUAACACCUCAACUGACAGAUUCAAAUUACAAAGAUUUACAAUUUUCUAUUAACAACACAAAAUUUGUACAGAAUCGAGUCAUAGCUGAAUUAUCAAAGUGUUCACUGAAAUUAAAGUCAGCAGAAUUUGUUGAAUUUGGCUCAUUUCGUUCUGGUCAUCGUUUACAAUGGUGGAAUCUUUUAAGUAUUCUUGAAUUAGAUUCAUUAUCAAUGGACGAAGAAAGUGUUGUUAUACUCAUAACACAUGCACUUUUACAAUAUGGUCCAGUGGCAAAAGAUCGAACAUCACUAAUUUCUUCAUGGUGUCCAGAAUCACAUCAACAAUUAUUAGAAGAUCAUUUUGUUGAUGAAUUAAUUACGAGAUUAAAUCGUCAUUUAAAAGAUUGUGAAUGUAAUUGGCAAAAUGAAUUGAUUUUAGUAAUUAUAACAGUAAUUGUCAUGAGGAUAUUCACUAUAUGUAAUUCAACACGAAAAGAUCAAAUGACGAAUUUAGUUUUAAAAUGUCGUAUGAUAGGUGAAAAAUGGAUUGAACUCAUUUCGAAAACUAUUCAAAAUUCAAUUUCAUCGGAUUCUGAUAAAACGAAUGCAUUACGUAAUAAAAUUGUCAUUAUUGGUAUUAUCAAUCUGUUGACAUAUUCAAUAUAUACUGAUAGUAGCAAUACUUUAAUAUUAUCAAAUCAAGAUAUUAUUUCUUUAUUGACAAUAGCAACAACUAUUCAUGACAAUAGUAUUUUAAACAAAACAACAGUUCAUAUGAGUAUAUUUAUGAGAAAUUUAAUGCGUCAUAGUGAAUACGUCCUAUUAUCGAUUCAUCCAAUCAUAAGUAAAAUUCUUCAAGACACUUCCUAUGAAAGUUUAAAUAAAUUUUGUACUAUUCAUUGGGCAGUAGUACGAACUAAAGGUAUAAUGAAUAAUAAGUGGAAGAAAAGAAGCACAGAUAUAUAUGACGGUUGGUAUGAUAGUGAAUAUGAAUCAAAAAAACUAUCGAUUGAUUGUUUAAGAGGAAGAUUUUUUGUCAAUAAGAUGACAAUUGGUUUUUUACCCGAUAGAGUAACUUCGGAUGAUUUAUUUCGUCGUGUAUUUGGUCAACAUAUUUUUGAAGUACAAGCAGCUGAAUCAGAAGAUAGUUAUAUUACAAAACAUGGAUAUCAUACUGAUGGAAAUGUUCACUAUGAAUUCGCUUACGAUAAUGAAUAUUAUGGAAGCCGACAAUUGAUAGUCUAUGAGCGGUACGUAAAAACAAACGAUAAGUUUCAAUUGAUUCCUCCUAGUUGUUUUGAAACAGAACUACCUGAUAUUUUGGUUUCAAACUAUAGUCAUUGGUGGAAUGAAAACAGAAAAAUAUUACAAUUUCGACCUAUUCAUUUUCAAGAUUCUAAUUUUUCAAGUGAUAUAUCUUAUAUGUUAUACGACAACAGAUAUAUUAUGAUGUGUAACACUGAAAAUAAACAAUAUUUGAUUAAUC
This is a messenger RNA of Rotaria sp. Silwood1, 3286 nucleotides long. NCBI's taxonomy places the organism in Eukaryota, Metazoa, Rotifera, Eurotatoria, Philodinida, Philodinidae. The record is from the annotation of a GenBank genome assembly.